AUAUACUACUAUAAUGAUGCUCGAACAACACACUCAACUUAUCCAUCUGGGUUGGAGGUUGUGCAGUUUCCAAACAACCAACGAGAAAAACACCAUCCUGAUGGUACAAAGGAGACAUGCUUCCCGGAUGGCACGGUCAAGAUUCUCCACUCAGAUGGUCAAGAGGAGAGCAUUUUUCCAGAUGGAACUGUUGUCAAGAUAUCACCACACGGGGAAAAGGUGGUGGAGUUUACUAACGGGCAGAGAGAGAUUCACACUUCACAAUACAAGCGGAGGAUGUUCCCGGAUGGAACCGUUAAAACUGUCUACACAAAUGGGAGGCAAGAAACAAAGUUCUCAUCUGGGAGGCUUCGCAUUAAGAACAAUGAAGGCCUCAUUAUAUUGGACAAAAAAUGA
This is a messenger RNA of Sinocyclocheilus grahami, 396 nucleotides long. RefSeq names its product centromere protein J-like. Gene Ontology annotation, biological process: centriole elongation; cilium assembly. The annotation marks the transcript as partial. NCBI's taxonomy places the organism in Eukaryota, Metazoa, Chordata, Actinopteri, Cypriniformes, Cyprinidae. The record is from RefSeq and is a predicted model, not a curated record. The transcript has 3 exons. Gene Ontology annotation, molecular function: tubulin binding. Gene Ontology annotation, cellular component: centrosome; centriole.